GUUUACACAAUGACAAUGACAAAAUCUUGACAAAUUAAGACAAAAAUGCGAAAACUGAAAUUUUUCCAAUUUUUUAACACGAACUGGAAAGGAAAUUCCUUUUGAAUUGGAUAACUGUUUAUAUAGUAAACAAUCAAAUCAAUCACAAGGACACAAGAGACGGAAGAAGACAGCUAGAGGUAGCCUUGUCUCUGAAACCGAAAAGUCUAAGAAAAAGGAAGAAUCAUGUUCAACAACUUUAUACAUUAAAAGGAAGUCAUAACUGCACCGAAAAAUGUGUCCAUUUCAUACAGUAGCUGCAAUACUAGCUUUACUACCGCUAAGCUUCUCUGAAAGUGAUCCAUACUCAAAAGAGCCGUACCGUCCACUCGGGCCUCUAGUCAAAUGCAGUUUCCUGCCUCUCGACUUCUUAGACUGUGACGAGCCUGUAGACCACAAAGGUAACGAAACGGCAAAAAAAGCGGUGAAACACGGCUGCGUAAAAUUUGGAGGCGUGAGGUACGAAGAUGUUGAAAGAACUAAAGUGCAAUGUAAAGCACUGGAUGGGAUAGAAUGCCACGGCAGUCGCAGCUUUCUUAGAGAUGGUUUUCCUUGUGUGCGUUAUUCUGGACACUACUUUACUACAACACUUAUUUACAGUAUUUUGUUAGGCUUCUUAGGCAUGGAUAGGUUUUGUUUGGGCCAAACUGGUACAGCAGUUGGGAAGCUAUUAACGUUAGGAGGGUUGGGCAUUUGGUGGAUAGUUGACGUUGUAUUAUUGAUUACUAAUAAUUUGCAUCCUGAGGAUGGUAGUAAUUGGAAUCCAUAUGUCUAAGUUAAAAUAAUUGCAUAUUAGAAGUUUUUAAUAAAGUCCUUAAUAAAAAUGUGAUGA
Messenger RNA from Maniola jurtina (meadow brown), 871 nucleotides. RefSeq names its product TM2 domain-containing protein CG11103 (gene amrt). Bases 275 to 814 code for a protein of 179 amino acids. The transcript is spliced from 3 exons. NCBI's taxonomy places the organism in Eukaryota, Metazoa, Arthropoda, Insecta, Lepidoptera, Nymphalidae. The record is from RefSeq and is a predicted model, not a curated record.